AAUGUAUUAACUGAACUCUUCCUGGACAUUCCAUUUAAUUCCUGGUUGACCCUUUGACUUUUUUUGUUGUUGUUGUAACUAAUGCUGGAGUCUGAGGUCAGUUUGACCCAUGAAACCUCUUAGUGGGGAGAGUUGAAGAACUGAAUUGUUAGACUAGUAAUGUGUAAUCAUGCACCUGAGGCGCCCCAGGUGGAAGAGUGAUGGCGGGAUUCUGGACGGAGGUGGUUUCGUGGCCCACCUAGACUGUCCCCAUUACUGGGCCUUGGUCCUCCUGGAUCCUUUCCUGGUGAGCAGCCUGGUGCUGCUUCCCGGAGCAGUGACCUGUGGGCAGAAGGGGGUGUUGGGUGGGGCAGGCACGUGGCCUUACAGGUGGUGCAAACGGGAGAAACCUGAGCUUGUUUAGAUGCCAACAGAAAGGAUCCAGAAACAGAGAGAGGCUGUGGUUGUAAGCGAGGCCAGAGUUGCCCAAUCUUCUUAACGUCAUGGACACACGGAAAAUAUUUGUACAGCUCAUGGGUAAACGGACGAGACUGCUCAUGGUCAGAAGUGACCAGCCCGGGCACUCCAGUCGUCCCCAGCUCUGCUGUGCACCCGAGGGUUGAGGAGAUCCCCUUGUCAACAAGCUCCUUCCUCCCAACGCCAUGACGUCUUUGUACAAAUGAGAAAAAAGCCACUUCUUUCUCAGGACACAUUCCAGACGCCUGCUUUCUGCCAGGCAGUUGACAGAGUCAGUGUGCAGAGCUUUCAUGAGCCACACCGCCAUGGAUGGAUGCCCUCCGAGUUCUGUGCUGUGCAGACUCAUGGCUCAGCACACCUGUGGCCCAUUUGAGGACGCUGCUAGGAAGAAGGUUAAGGGCCUGAGCUGCAGGGGAGCGGACAGAGCCCAGAGAUGUUCCUGCUGUGUGCUGGCAUGAGACUCCUCAGGAUUCUGCCGUGCUGACAGAGCCGGAGGUGGGAGCACCUGAAAUAGGGCUGCAGGGAGGUGAGGUGUGGGCGCCACGUUCAGGAGAGACACCUGGGCUGUAGGCAGACAUCUCGGCAUCAUCACGAGGAGCUGGUUCUUGAAGCUGUGGAAGUGAGCGUAUGGAAAAGCUCCAUGGAGAAGAACUUGGGAACAAGCAAGUAAGCCCCUGUGGAUCACCCAGCACCCCUGCUAAGAGAACAGCCCAUCUUCACCACCCGAGCCCACGUUUUCCAGAUCGACCCCAACACCAAGAAGAACUGGGUGCCUGCGAGCAAGCAGGCUGUCACAGUCUCCUACUUCUACGAUGUCACAAGGAACAGCUAUCGGAUCAUCAGUGUGGAUGGAGCCAAGGUGAUCAUAAACAGCACAAUCACACCCAAUAUGACUUUCACCAAAACAUCGCAGAAAUUUGGGCAGUGGGCCGACAGCAGAGCCAACACGGUGUUUGGUUUGGGGUUUUCCUCGGAGCAGCAGCUGACAAAGUUUGCAGAGAAAUUCCAGGAGGUGAAAGAAGCUGCCAGACUAGCCAGAGACAAAUCUCAGGAGAAAAUCGAGACCUCGAGCAAUCAUUCCCAAGCAUCCAGCAUCAACGGAACGGACGAUGAAAAGGCAUCUUCUGCGGGUCCUGCCAACACACACCUCAAGUCUGAGAACAACAAGCUGAAGAUCGCUCUGACACAGAGCGCCGCCAACGUGAAGAAAUGGGAGAUCGAGCUGCAGACCCUGCGGGAGAGCAACGCCCGGCUGACCACGGCACUACAGGACUCGGCGGCCAGCGUGGAGCAGUGGAAGAGGCAGUUCUCCCUCUGCCACGACGAGAAUGAACGGCUCCGGAACAAGAUUGACGAGCUGGAAGAGCAGUGCAGCGAGAUAAACAGAGAGAAGGAGAAGAAUACCCAGUUGAAGAGAAGAAUUGAGGAGCUGGAGUUGGAACUCCGAGAAAAGGAGACGGAGUUGACAGACCUCCGAAAACAAAGUGAAAUCAUACCUCAGCUCAUGUCAGAGUGUGAAUACGUCUCUGAGAAGUUAGAGGCGGCAGAGAGAGACAAUCAGAACCUGGAAGACAAAGUGCGCUCCCUGAAGACGGACAUGGAGGAGAGCAAGUACCGCCAGCGCCACCUGAAGGUGGAGCUGAAGAGCUUCUUGGAGGUGCUGGACGGGAAGAUCGAUGACCUGCACAACUUCCGCCGGGGCCUCUCCAAGCUGGGCGCCGACAACUAGGGCUGCGCGUGAGUCCCCAGGGUGUGUGUGACACAGAGUAGCACUAGGACGUCCUCCCGUUCGCGUGGCUUCUGUAAAUGCAGGCGCGGUUUGUCAUGUUUCCAAACCAGGGGUGCCGUCCACUCUCUCCUCUCCAGAAUAGAAACCUCCCCUUGCUUCUCUGGCCUUGCGAGGUCAUGGACAACUGGACGAUUCUGACUCAGGAAUCCAGAACUAGGUCUACCUUAAACAUUUACGCAGUCAGAGCAGGGAUGUUUAUAACUUUCUUAAGGGCUGUUGCAACCAUAUGAACUGGAAAAGUAUUUUCUAAUUCAAGUAUGAAUACCCUUUCCAACUCCUUUUUUUUUGAGUAGCGUUCAGAGUAUUCGAAUGUUCACCAGGCACCAAUGCGUGGGGCGUGGUGAUAGCAGUUUUCCUCUCAGUAUAUACAGAGAUGCUUUAAAGCAACCACUUAGUAGAGACUUGUCCCAAGAGAGAAAACACACUUCUGGUGGAGGCGUUUUCUGGCAGGGAAAUCGCCUGCAUCCACUCCGCCCACUUCCACCCGCCCCCAGUUUGUAGGGUUGCGACAAUGUUCCUUUUCUUGGUUUUAAUUCCUGAGCAGGUUACUGUGCUGUGGGGACAGCAUGCAGCGAGGGUGCCUAGCACAGUGCCUGGCACAAAGUAGGUGCUUAAUAAAUAUUUGUUCAUUUAAACGUACAAACAGAAUUUAGUGUUUUCAUAACAUCCCCCAUCAAGCCCCUGCUGGACAGUCCACCGCCCUGGUGCACUGGGUCGUUAUCAGGCAUGUAUGUGACCUUGUGGACAGACUCGUGGGUUGGCUCAGGUGGCCCUGGGGCCAGGAGGGUGGCGGUGGAAGCAGCAGGAGCUGGUCUGAGGCCCCACCCUCCCAGCAGCCCAUCCAUGGUGCUCUGCCCCUGGGGGCCUCUGACACUGAGAUCACUCUUCCUUUCCAGGAGUGAGGCCUGUGGCCUAGGGAUUCUAGGACCACUGACUGUCCCUGGUAUAGGGGCUGCCCAGGGCUUGGGAUCUAGGGUGGGAUCCUCUGUUGGGUUUAGACAAUUGAAAAAGAAAUCACACAGGCCCAUGAGGGAAGGAGUGGGCUCAAAGUGGCUGAGCCUUGGCCUUAGAGGAGUUCUGCCCAGGUCUGCCUCCCCCUGUUCCUGCUAAGGAAGGGACCAGAGCCAUGGACCUCUUCUCUCUUACUGAGUUUCUCAGUGGGGCCAGUGGACAUUUCAUUUGCCCCAUGCAUGGCAAGAUGGUCUGAAUCCCUGGCCGUCGGCAUUUCUAAAUCCCUUUGAAGGAGGGGGAGGCUUUGCUGCCCCCUUACCUGCUUUGAGAACCACUAAGAGAACUUCCCCCUCUAGAAGGAUUUUCUCACACAUCAGAAUUGCUCCCUGCUGGGUUGUUCAGAUAAACAAUAAAAUAGCCUGAGGAGGUGGGUAGGGUACACACGGAUGUGACCCGGGCCCCAGGGUGACUUUACAAGUCCUGCUGCUCUCUUUCGUGUAGCUGAGACCAUCUCCCUGAGCAGGGAGGUCUUAUUUAGGAUGGGGAAAGCACCAGGACGUGUAGGGGAGACCCGCAGGCUGAGUGGGGCAGCUGUGGUGGAGUUCACUGGGCUGGUGGCAGAUGGAAAUGGAAAGCGUGGUCAGCCCUCCUGCUGAUUUGUGACUGGGCGCUGCUGGCCCUGCCCUUUCCCUGGAGCUCCAGAUGGCUCUCAGGAUAGUGGUAGCAGCUCUACUGACCUGGAGAUCAGAGAGCUGGGCUGGCCGUGAGUUGGCUUUGUGGCCCAGCAGUGGGCUAAAGAGGAUUCUUCUCAGGCUAGGCCAGUCCACCUGCCCAGGAGCAGCAGACACUGGGAUUCUGAAACCUCAGCUUGGGUCUUCUGAUGCCCACCACCCCUGUCUAUGUGGCAGCUUAUUCCUCCAGAAGGAGCUGUCUUGACUGACUGGAACAUGCUCAGGUGACGUAUUCAUCGGAGGGUAGAGUUGCCAAAGCCACUUGCACAUUCCGGGCAGUGACUGGAGAAACUAGUGGCAGCAGUAGAGCCAUUACCACGGUGGGCUGCUGUGUCCCUGUGCAGUUGAGACCCAUGACCCCCGCUCACCAACCGUGGAAGACUUUGGUGAGCCCUUGUAGGCAGUAGGUGAGGAGCUGAGAGCCCCACACUAUGUGGCCCCAGCCAGCUUUACACCAUGCAGCCCAGGAGCUAAGAGCAGUAGGGGCUCCUCUAAAGGAGAAGCUAAGUUGGGCUCAGCAGGGAAAGCACACCUUUACAAAAGCCCUGGACUUUCAGUUCCUUCUGCUUUUCUCUAAAGGUCUUAAGGUUUCUUCAUUUACUUUCUUUAAAAAAAAAAAAAAAAGGCCUGGGGACAACCUAAACAGUCUGUCGAGAGGCUAGCCCUGUCUAACAGCCUCGGGAUAUAAGGAGAAUGACCCGCUGAAUUCAUCCCAGUUUCCCUUGAGCCAAGCCCUCAUUUUUUAGGACGUCCAGCUCCAGUCUCAGCACUGAUGCCCUUUGGUUGGCGUGAUCUGAAGCCAAGUGCAGGCAGGGCAUAACCCUUGCCUCACAAACACCCCAGCCCCGUCGUGCUGCUGGAGGAUUUAAGAGCUAGGACUGCGUCUUUGUUUCCAAGUGAUGUCUCCUGAUUUGACAUCUCCAAGACUGGCUGCCUGAACCUCAAUUAGCUUUUUUUUUUUUU
Molecule: messenger RNA, 4890 nt
Organism: Delphinapterus leucas (beluga whale)
Lineage: Eukaryota; Metazoa; Chordata; Mammalia; Artiodactyla; Monodontidae
Source: RefSeq, a predicted model, not a curated record